Messenger RNA from Trichomycterus rosablanca, 4278 nucleotides. RefSeq names its product solute carrier family 2 member 1b (gene slc2a1b). The record is from RefSeq and is a predicted model, not a curated record. The transcript is spliced from 10 exons. Gene Ontology annotation, molecular function: D-glucose transmembrane transporter activity. Gene Ontology annotation, biological process: response to insulin; dehydroascorbic acid transport. Lineage: Eukaryota; Metazoa; Chordata; Actinopteri; Siluriformes; Trichomycteridae. The coding region runs from base 123 to 1598 and encodes 491 amino acids. Gene Ontology annotation, cellular component: apical plasma membrane; basolateral plasma membrane; plasma membrane.
GAGCAACCGACACGUUUUACGUUUCAUUUAUUUAUUUAUUAAUAUUUCUUUUUAAGCUUAUUUUACGUUACAUCCUGAGAAGCUUAUUUUACGCACACUGACGAACCUGCGUUUCUAACACGAUGGAAAGAGACAAGAAAGUGACCUUCCACCUGUUGUUAGCUGUGGGAACUGCAGUAAUUGGUUCUCUUCAGUUUGGUUAUAACAUAGGCGUCAUCAACGCACCCCAGAAGAUCAUUGAGAACUUCUACAAUGAGACCUGGUUUGACCGCUAUGAUCAGUCUAUCCCUCAAACAUCCCUCACAACGCUUUGGUCUCUCACAGUGGCCAUCUUCUCUGUGGGGGGCAUGUUUGGCUCCUUCUCUAUUGGACUCUUCGUCAAUCGUUUUGGAAGAAAAAACUCGAUGCUUCUGGUUAACGUGCUAGCCUUCAUCUCCGCGGCACUGAUGGGCUUCUCCAAGUUGGCAGCCUCAUGGGAGAUGUUGAUCAUUGGCCGUUUUGUGGUGGGGCUCUACUCUGGACUUUCUUCUGGCUUUGUGCCCAUGUAUGUAGGCGAGGUGUCACCCACAGCACUUAGAGGAGCCAUGGGCACUCUGCAUCAGCUGGCCAUUGUCAUAGGCAUCCUCAUAGCACAGGUGUUUGGACUGGACGUGAUUAUGGGUAACUCCACGAUGUGGCCUUUCCUGCUGGCUUUUUACUUCAUCCCCGCCCUGCUGCAGUGUUUCUUGUUACCCAUCUGCCCUGAGAGCCCCCGCUAUCUCCUUAUCAAUUGCAACGAGGAGAGUAAAGCCAAAUCAGUGCUAAAGAAGCUGCGAGGCACCACAGACGUGAGUGCAGACAUGCAGGAGAUGAAGGAAGAGAGCAGGCAGAUGAUGAGGGAAAAGAAAGUAACCAUUCUAGAGCUGUUCCGCUCGCCAAUCUACCGCCAGCCUUUGGUCAUUGCCGUCAUACUGCAGCUGUCCCAGCAGCUCUCUGGCAUCAAUGCUGUAUUUUAUUACUCUACAAGGAUCUUCGAGAAGGCUGGUGUGGAGCAGCCGGUCUAUGCCACCAUUGGAGCUGGAGUUGUCAACACAGCGUUUACAGUGGUGUCGUUGUUUUUAGUGGAGAGAGCUGGACGCAGGUCACUGCACUUAAUUGGGCUGCUGGGAAUGGCUGUAUCUGCUGUCCUGAUGACCAUAGCCCUAGCACUGCUGGAGCAGCUCCAGUGGAUGUCAUACAUGAGCAUUGUUGCCAUUUUUGCCUUUGUGGCAUUCUUCGAAAUUGGGCCCGGUCCCAUCCCAUGGUUCAUUGUGGCUGAACUGUUCGGUCAAGGCCCUCGGCCUGCUGCUAUCGCUGUGGCCGGCUUCUCUAACUGGACUGCUAACUUCAUAGUGGGAAUGUGCUUCCAGUAUGUAGAGGAACUCUGCGGCCCUUACGUCUUCGUCAUCUUCACCGUGCUGUUACUGGUCUUCUUCAUCUUCACGUACUUCCGGGUUCCAGAAACGAAGGGCCGGACGUUUGACGAGAUCUCCGCAGGUUUCUCCCAUCAAGCAGCAGGAGGGGCAGAGAAGCACAACCCUGAAGAGCUCAACAGUCUGGGAGCAGACUCUCAGCUCUGAACCUCACCUCCUUCAUUCCCUGGCACUCCAUGACACUACUGAGAAAGGAGCAAGCUGGCUAGCAAACACGAUUCUUCCUCUCCUGACUGUUCCAGACUGUUGAGUGUUCAGUCCUCCGCUUCACCUUUUCACUCGAAGGUGGGAGCGAUGGUUUUUAAAAAUUUCCAGUCCUGUUUUAUAUACAUGAGAGAAACUUUUACUUUUUUAACUUUCACUUUUACUGUUACUGUGUUUAUAUUACAAAUUUAUUUAUUUUUUAUACUCGUCAUUCCUAGUGUGCACCAGCAUAUUUUACUCAAUGCCUUUUAGUAUGAAAUAUUUUAGGUAAAUCAUUCAAUUCCAUGUAACGGUAUUUUUUACAUUCUUACCCAAAGCAAUGUGAUAUUUGCUUAUAUUAAUCCAUGAAUGGGCAUCUUCACUCCAGAACAGCUACAACAUUGUAUAUCUAAACUAAUGUUAAUGGUAGUGUAGUAUAUGGAACACUGGACUCUGUAGUGCUGUGAGGAUUUCUUGUAGCACUUUUUACUAUAGACAUUGUCUCAAAGCAACUUUACAGAAUUCAGGACCAACAGACCAGAAACCUCUGUUGGCUCCAGCAAGCCAAGGGAGACACUGAUAUGUCCUUAAAAUGUGUCUCAAUUUUGAAACAGUUAGUGAGGGUGACGUAAUGGGUUUAGACUAAAUCAUUCCCCAUUAUCUCUGUAGCAAGGCUUCGGUCACCCCCUCCCUGAGCCAAUCUUGUCGGUGUAGAUGCCUAACAGGGAUAGAUAUACUGAUUUUUAAAUAUGCUGCUAUUUGAGUGCAGCAGCUACUACAGGUGCCUCACAGCUCCAGGGUCCAGGGGUUUGGUCUGUGUUUUAAGUUUUGCAUGCUGUCCCAGGUGAUUUGCCUCGUCAUCGAAUAAGCGGUCAUGAGUGAUUAAAUGUUUUGUUUUCAUAAUGUCACUUGCAUUCAUAAAAAUAUUUAACAUUUUUAAAAGAUGUUUGAAUUGCUGUUUCCAGAAACAAGUUGCACUGAAUCGAAGGAAAUCAUGUAUGUAAGCAUGACGUUUCACAAUAUAUCAGCAAUACUGUAUAGCAUUACUGAAGAAAGCAUACUGUAUAGUUUAAUACCAAUUAACUCUAUUCAAUUUCUGUAGCUUCAUUACCAAAAUCCAGCACUGAAUCAUUCACAGCUCAACAGCCAAACAGCUUAGCCUUUGGUAUGUGCACUUAUCAGUGCACUCUCAGUGCUGGUCCCAAGCCCCGAUAAAAUAAAGUGCUCGUCCCAAGCCCUGAUAAAAUAGAGAAGGUUGAACAGGAAGGGCAUCUAGCAUAAAAACUGUACCAAAUCAGGAAUGCAGACCAGAAUGAUUCACUGUGCUGACUCUUAAAUAUAUGCAAACAGCUGGAAGAAAAGAUCUAACAUUGUAAAAAACAACAAAUAGUAAGCAUGUACUGUUCCCUUUUUCCCCCAAACUGAGUGUGUGUGAGGCGCCAUGCAAUGGAUUGGCGCCACCAGGCCUGAUCAGGAUGAUGCAGUUACUGAAAAGAAAUAAAUACAUUAUGUGGAUUAUAUAUUGUUUGUCACUGUAAGUAUAAAACACUAAUUAAAACCCAGUAAACGUUGCUAAAAAAUAUUCCAAAUAAGUUUAAUACUCUUUAGCUUCUGUCUUAGGUUAGUGCUCCUGUGUGGCACUGAACACACAAUGACCCUGACCAGGAUAGUAAAAGAUUCCUGGCUUAGCCAAGAGCCAACAGCUUAGCCUGAAGCCUUUGCCAAGGGUCAGAGAGAGACCGAAAUACAUUUCUGUGAUGCCCCAAACUCUCAGAUGAAAUACUAUGCCUAGAGACAUCACAAACCCAUAACCUGUAUUAAGAUUCUUAUUCAAAAAGCAUCAUUCAGAGUAAUUCGGUGAGACCUCGACCCGAGUACCUGAGUCUCUAUGUGAGACGGCUAAUGCUUCUGAGCUCUCUGUUAUGUCAGUCAGGAGUUGUAUAGUAUCCGCUGUCUGAAACCUGCUGUUAUCCGAAUCCCUUUAAUCACAGAAUACAUAAUCAGUUUGUUAUAGAGCAAAAAGCGUUCUUAAUAAGAGAAGACUGAAAUUUAGCUGUAUUGCACCAAACAUACCUUCUAAUGCUCCUUCAGUGAUGAGAGAGUAGAUUUCACAUGGCCAGUCUGAAACACUUGUAUCAUCGCAUGGAAUCGUGCUGCAGGGUGCAGUUUAUUAGCAAAAGCAUUCCAGAAAGACUUCAUAGAUCAUAGAACCGUGAUCAUAGAACCGUGUGUGUGUGUGUGUGGUUGUACACAUGUAAAGCACUGUAUCACAUUAGAACAGAGUGUGAGUGUUUAAUUAAUAACAUAUGUUACUGAUGUGUGAAAGUGAAUAGGUUAAAACAUCAGUGGAUGAGUUCUACACCCCAAUAAGCACUGAGCUGGUCAUUGCCUCCAAGUGUUACAUGCUUUUGUUACUGUGUGUAAAUAUGAAAUGUACAGAUAGAAACUAAGUUGUAUAGCUGUACAGGCAUUAGCUUACAUAUGAUCUAUUUUACAUCUAUUUUUUUCAGAUAUAUGGAUUCUCACUUUUUUAAUAGAAAAGUAGUUUUAAAAACAAGUUGUAUAUUUUUCACUCGUAAAUAGUGUUUUAUUUAUUAGCUUGCUUAAUUUAUUUAGUUCUCUGAGUUUAAUAUGUUUAAUAAAA